CAGGCGGGCAGGCGGGGCGCGGGUGGGCGCGGGGCGCACAGUUGGCGCCCCCUCCCCACGCGGGGCGCGUGCGCGGUUCGCGGCCGCGGCAGAGGGAGCUGCGAUGGAGGGUCCUCCGACCGUCCUCCUGGAAAUAAAUGAAGGAGAAUCAAGCAUUGCCAACAAGCCACCGGAAGAAUCAGAGGAAAAUCCUAGUCCAAUUGUGGAUGAGAAUAAUACAGUGUCAGCUAAAAAACAGGGGCCACAUGGACAUAACUGGAGUGGUGACUGGAGCUUUUGGAUUUCAAGUUCCACCUAUAAAGACAGGAAUGAGGAAUACAGAAGACAGUUCACACAACUACCUGAUACAGAGAAGCUGAUAGCAGAUUAUGCUUGUGCUCUUCAGAAAGACAUUUUGCUUCAGGGACGACUAUACCUUUCAGAAAACUGGCUAUGUUUCCAUAGCAACAUCUUCAAAUGGGAAACUACAAUUUCUAUUGCUUUAAAGAAUAUAACCUUCAUCACCAAGGAGAAAACUGCUCGACUCAUCCCGAAUGCUAUCCAGAUCGCUACCGACAAUGAAAAGUUUUUCUUUACAUCUUUUGGUGCCAGGGAUAGAAGUUACCUCAGUAUCUUUAGAUUGUGGCAGAAUGCACUGUUAGACAAGAGCUUGACCAGACAGGAAUUCUGGCAGCUGCUCCAGCAGAACUAUGGCGCUGAGCUAGGCUUAAAUGCCGAAGAGAUGGAAAACAUGUCCGUGUCGAUUGAGGAUAAUGUACAGCCAAGAAGUCCUGAAAGAAGCAACUUGGAUGACUGUGGGGAGAGAGAUGAAAAAUUGUCCAAAACAAUCAAUGAAUCAAUGAAUCGGGCUUCAGAAACAGAGUCAAUCGAUGGAAAUCUAUCAAAAAUGGAGUUAGGGAAAGAGGAAGCCCAAAGCGAGAAACAGCUAAAAAAGAGUCCUUCACUAACUUCAGAAAAGAGGUUAAGUAGAGUUCCAUCAAAAUCGCUGGACUUGAAUAAAAAUGAGUAUCUUUCUCUGGACAAAAGCAGCACUUCAGAUUCUGUUGAUGAAGACAGCGGGUAUGAGUUAGUUAUCUCCUGCCUGGCUGAACCUUUGACUGUAGGAAGAUCUACUCUGGCACCCAGUGGCCAGAGGGAAAAUAUUCCUGAGAAAGAGCUUCAAGGAAGACUUUAUAUCGACCGUGUUUUUCACAUCGGUGCUGAUAAAAUGUUUGAAUUGCUCUUCACCAGUUCACGAUUUAUGCAGAGAUUUGCCAAUUCUAGAAAUAUAAUAGAAGUAGUAUCUACCCCUUGGACUGUGGAACCUGGAGGCAAUCAACUGAGAACCAUGACCUACACCAUAAUUCUUAAUAACCCGCUCACUGGGAAGAGCACCACUGCCACAGAAAAGCAGACUCUGUAUAAAGAAAGUCGGGAAACACAAUUUUAUUUGGUAGAUGCAGAAGUGGUGACGCAUGAUGUCCCCUACCAUGACUACUUCUAUACCGUGAACAGAUACCACAUCUUCCCAUCUUCAGAGCAGAAAUGCCGGUUGAGAGUUUCCACAGACUUGAAAUACAGAAAACAGCCAUGGGCCAUUAUCAAAUCUGUAAUUGAGAAGAAUUCCUGGAGUUCAUUGGAAGACUAUUUCAAACAGCUUGAAUCAGAUCUGUUAAUGGAAGAAUCUACGUUGAGUCAGUCCAUUGAAGACCCUGGAAAACUUAGUGGCCUACGAAGGAGAAGGCGAACAUUCAACCGAACUGCAGACACGGGUCCUAAGCUUUCUUCUCAGCGUUCUUCCGGAGAUGGGGGUUUGGAUGACAAAGGGGCUGCUGCAGGAAAGAAAAAAGACACGGAAAGCAAUCACACCGUCCUUAUUGUGGUGAUGAGUUUUUUCUUGCUGCUCCUGGUGGUGUUGAAUGUGACACUGUUUGUGAAGCUGUCAAGGAUAGAAUAUGCUGCUCAGUUUGUUUACCAUCUCCACCACCAAGAAGAGAAAUCCUUAAAUUUAGCCUCUGACAUGGUGUCAAGAGCAGAAAACAAUCAAAAGCAUUACGAUCAGGCCCAUCGUUUAAAAGGAGUGCUCCGAGACUCCAUCGUGAUGCUCGAAGAGUUGAAGAGCUCACUCAUUAUGCUUCAGAGAACCUUUGAUCUACUAAAUAAAAAUAAGACCGGCACGGCUGUGGAGAGCUAGUGAUCUGAAGGACUGAAAUUGGACAGAUACUUGGAAGUAAAAGAAAACAUCUUGGAGAAAACCAGAGGAUGAAGGAUUUUCAUUGUCAUACGAACAUUUCCAUAUUUUUUUCAAUAUUGGUACUUCUAAUAUGAACAUUCUUUUAAAUAACAUUUAUUUCAUAAUUAGUCUCCAAUGGCCUUAAGAAUCUAUCCGUUUGCUUCUUAUACAUUAUUCUAAGCUGUGAAUUUCUCCAGUGAAGCAUGAACUACAUUGUGGAAUUGAAUUUCUGUGAUGCAAAAAGAAAAUGGGACACUUUGGCCUCGUUUUUAGAGGGAGGUUUGAAGUUUGAUGCUUUAUCUGUUAGCACAGAAUCAGUAUGUGUCCAAUUGGCUGCUUUCACAGUUGAUAUACAUUCAACAGGCUAACGACAAUCAAUAUAAGAAGAAAUCUCUAAGCCCUUACGAAUUUUGAAGGAUCAGUUUUUAGGCAUAUACAUUUCAAGAUUUACAUACUGUAAAUAUUACAAUGUCUUCAUUUAUUUAGCACACAAAUUCAAUAGACUUUUUGACUCUGCACAUUGGUGAUAAUUAUGUGAGAAGUUCUUCAUUCAUAUUGUAUCUUCAUGAAAGAAAGUUUUCUUCUUCAAGUAGCUAUCAGAGGUGAGGUUAUCUUGCCUCUUCAUUCAUCAAAUGAAUUGAAGAGUCAAUUUCAGAAAAGGAAAUAUGUAGGAUUCCAACACUCAAAAUGAAGAAUCAUGCUCUGAGUUUUAAAAACCAGAUUAGGUUAAAAUCUGGGCAUUUAGUAAUCAAAUAAAUACUUGAACUAAGCUUGGCUUCAGCUUAGCAGUCUAAUUUGUGGAUACAUUUUCAGUAGCCACAGAUAGCUUCAUUUAUUCCUUCAUGUGAGUGGCUUGCUUUAGUCAGUUGUAAGACACAAAAUAGCUCUUUAAUAAAACUCUGGGUUCAUUAUCUCCCAAUACAAGUAUACUGAUUGAAGUUGUAAGUCAGACACAAGCUUUGACUCUUUC
Molecule: messenger RNA, 3182 nt
Organism: Pipistrellus kuhlii (Kuhl's pipistrelle)
Lineage: Eukaryota; Metazoa; Chordata; Mammalia; Chiroptera; Vespertilionidae
Gene: GRAMD1C
Product: GRAM domain containing 1C
Exons: 19
Coding region: 104-2173 (689 amino acids)
Biological process (GO): intracellular sterol transport
Cellular component (GO): endoplasmic reticulum membrane; plasma membrane; endoplasmic reticulum-plasma membrane contact site
Molecular function (GO): sterol transfer activity; sterol binding
Source: RefSeq, a predicted model, not a curated record